Messenger RNA from Pleuronectes platessa (European plaice), 3603 nucleotides. Its product is annotated as zinc finger protein 773-like. Lineage: Eukaryota; Metazoa; Chordata; Actinopteri; Pleuronectiformes; Pleuronectidae. The record is from RefSeq and is a predicted model, not a curated record. Bases 1 to 1680 code for a protein of 559 amino acids. Gene Ontology annotation, biological process: negative regulation of transcription by RNA polymerase II. The transcript is spliced from 3 exons. Gene Ontology annotation, molecular function: DNA-binding transcription repressor activity, RNA polymerase II-specific.
AUGAACGACAGGUCCCUGAAGGUGGUAAUUCCAACAGGGGUCACUGCUGGCUCGGAGCUCGGAGUCUCUGGCUUCCUCUGUCCCCUCAGAGACUCAGAUUGGGGAGGAAGGAGGAACAUGUCGGCCGUGCAGCUGCUGCGGGUGUCGGUACAUGAGCGGAUCAGCGCUGCCGCUGAAGACUUCCUGCUGCAGGUGGAGAAAGGAGGAGGAAAGGCUGAAGUCCUGGAGCUGAGAGCGAUGCUCACCGAGCGGCUCGCGGGGGCGGGGGAGGAGAUCCUCACGAGGCUUGAGGAAACCGUGGCUGGGUACGAGGACCGAGUGGAGCGGUCCGAGCGGGAGAGGAGGGUGAUCGAUGCCGCGAUGCAGCCCGUAGUCCGGCUGCACAGAGCAGUGUGUCCUGCAGACGUCCAGCAACUGAUGGUGAUAAAAGAAGAGGUUCCCCCUGAGCAGCCGCAGAGGAACCCUCUUGUGGACCAGGAGGACCCAGAGCCCCCCCACAUUAAAGAGGAACAAGAGGAACCGUGGACCAAUCAGGAUGGACAGCAGCUUCAAGGACUGGAGGAGGCUGAUAUCAAGUUCACAUUGACUCCUGUCGCUGUGAAGUGUGAAGAAGAGGAAGAGAAACUUAAAUCAUCAAAGCUUCAUCCGAGUGAGAGGAAGGAGAACAAAGCGGACUGUGGAGGACCAGAACCAGCCAGGAACUCAGGUCCUGAUGGACGUUUACAACAAGGUCCUGAGGAUAAGAAGGAAGACUCUUCUGAGACUGAAGAGAGUGAGGAUGAUUGGCAGGAGACCAGGGAACCUCAGACUGGCUUAAAUACAAGAAACAACAAACGGCCUCUAAGUGAUAUGGAAUGUAAGACAGAAAAAAAAACGUUUAGUUGCUCUGAGUGUGGUAACAGAUUUAGCCUACGGAGCCAUCUAAACAGACAUUUGAGGAUUCAUACAGGAGAGAAACGGUUUAGUUGCUCUGAGUGUGGUAAACAAUUUAACCGAAGGGGCGCUCUAAAUACACAUAUGAUGAUUCAUACAGGAGAGAAACCAUUCAGUUGCUCUGAGUGUGGUAAAAGAUUUAACCUAAAGGGAAAUCUAAAAAGACAUAUGAGGUUUCAUUCAGGUGAAAAACAGUUUAGUUGCUCUGAGUGUGGUAAAAGAUUUUGCCAUAGGGACAAUCUAAAUAAACAUAUGAUGAUUCAUUCAAGAGAGAAACCAUACAGUUGCUCUGAGUGUGGUAAACAAUUUAACCGAAGGGGCGAUCUAAAUACACAUAUGAGGAUUCAUACAGGAGAGAAACUGUUUAGUUGCUCUGAGUGUGGUGAAAGAUUCAACCAAAAGAGCAAUCUAAAUACACAUAUGAGGAUUCAUACAGGAGAGAAACAGUUUAGUUGCUCUGAGUGUGGUGAAAGAUUCAACCAAAAGAGCAAUCUAAAUAGACAUAUGAGGAUUCAUUCAGGAGAGAAACCAUACAGUUGCUCUGAGUGUGGUAAACGAUUUAACGAAAGGAGCGAUCUAAAUAAGCAUAUGAUGAUUCAUACAGGAGAGAAACCAUUCAGUUGCUCUGAGUGUGGUAAAAGAUUUAACCUAAAGGGAAAUCUAAAAAGACAUAUGAGGUUUCAUUCAGGUGAAAAACAGUUUAGUUCAGGGGUGUCCAAACUUUUUAUCCCGAGGGCCACAUAUUGAAAAAAAUACGGCGGUCCGGGCCACUCACGGCCGCAGAUGGCCCGCGGGCCGUAGUUUGGACACCCCUGGUUUAGUUGAUCUGAGUGUGGUAAAAGAUUUAAGAUUCAGUCCUAUUGUACGAGACGUGUGAGGAUUCAUAAAGGAGAGAAUUGAUUCAGUUGCAACCUUUGCAACAAACAUUUAUUCGGAUUUAUCAACAGAUAUUCAUAGUUCACUGUUUUAAAUAGACUAUUUACAGUUUUUAUGUCCAUAUAAAAUAUAACGUAUUGAAUAACACAAAAGAUUUGUGUUUAUAUCUUAUUUCUACAGAUUUCUACAUAAAAUAUUUUUCAUAACGUUCUUCAUGUAAUUUUAAGGUUAAAGUGUUUUCCUUGCACAGUAUGUAAGUCAAUCAAUCAAUCAAGUUUUAUUUGUAUAGCCCAUAUUCACAAAUUACAAUUCAUCUCAUAGGGCUUUAACAGGGUGUGACAUCCUCUGUCCUUAACCCUCAGCAAGAGUAAGGAAAAACUUCUAAAAACCCUUUUAACAGGGUAAAAAUAUGUAGAAACCUCAGAGAGACCCAGAUGUGUAGGAUCCCUCUCCCAGGACGGACAGAAGUGCAAUAGAUGCCACGUGCAGGAAAACAUCAUCAACAUUAAAGUCUUCAAGAUUAAAGAUUAAAGUCUCUAGCAGCAUUUGAUGAGGGUAAACAUCCCGAAGGACAACCCCAACAUGACAUGCCAAGCAGUUCCGCUGCGAUCACAGUCCAUGGUCAGCAACCAGCAGGACCACGAUCCACCAUCCAGACCAUAACGCCACUCCAGUCCUCAGUCACCGUCCACCGCCGCCCACCAGGACCCAUCACGAGCCACCACCGCGGUCCUUGUCCACCGCCCGUGCCCAAUGCCAACACGACACAGGGUCCGCCACCAGCACCACGAUCAGCCCACAUAACUCAGAAUCCGCCACACUGGAUCCAACACUGCGACCCCCGUUGCGCGAUCCACAAACCGCAAUCCAUGGUGCGGCCACAGAGGCCCUGGAUCUGCGGGUGAUAAAACAAAGGGAUUCCGGGGAAAGGGGAUAGGGAUGGAGAAGAGGAAGGAGAAGCUGGAAAGAGAAGCUCCGUGUGUCAUGUGUCAUAAAAUAGAACAAGUAACGUUCUGGCGCACUAAUUAGCUCUAACUAUAAGCUUUAUCAAAAAGGAAGGUUUUGAGCCUACUUUUAAACGAACAGAUGGUGUCUGCCUCCCGAACUGAAAGUGGUAGAUUAUUCCACAGCCGAGGGGCUUGAUGGCUAAAAGCUCUGGCUCCUACUCUACUUUUAGAGACCUUAGGGACGACAAGUAGGCCUGAAUUCUUGGAGCAGAGUGCUCUAGUGGGUUUAUAAGGUACUAACAGCUCUUUAAGGUAAAAAGGCGCUAUAUUAUUAAGGGCCUUGAAGGUGAGGAGGAGAAUUUUAAAUUCUAUUCUAGAUUUAACUGGAAGCCAGUGUAGCGAUGCUCAUACUGGAGAAAUGUGCUCUCUUUUCUUUGUUCUCGUCAGGACACGUGCUGCGGCAUUUUGGACAAGCUGUAGAGUCUUUAACGACUUACUGCUGGAGCCUGAUAAUCAUGAAUUACAAUAGUCCAGUCUCGAUGUAACAAAGGCGUGGACUAGUUUUUCUGCAUCUUUUUGUGAAAGGACAUGUCUAAUUUUUGAAAUAUUACGCAAGUGGAAAAAAGCGGUCCUAGAAAUUUGUUUUAAGUGACUAUUAAAGGAUAAAUCAGGAUCGAAGAUCACUCCCAAGUUCCUGUAAGUGUGUUCUUAAGUAGUUCAUUUGAUUUAAAUAUGUUUGUUUUAAAACAAUGGUUUCUUGGUUCGUGAGAUUCAAUGACAGUGUUUGUUCUCCUUUAUGUAUUGAAUGUGUUUCCAAGAAUAAAAGUCUAAUAAAAAGAUAACUGCA